This is a messenger RNA of Megalops cyprinoides (Indo-Pacific tarpon), 1247 nucleotides long. Its product is annotated as troponin C, skeletal muscle-like. The record is from RefSeq and is a predicted model, not a curated record. Gene Ontology annotation, molecular function: enzyme regulator activity; calcium ion binding. The transcript is spliced from 6 exons. Bases 72 to 554 code for a protein of 160 amino acids. NCBI's taxonomy places the organism in Eukaryota, Metazoa, Chordata, Actinopteri, Elopiformes, Megalopidae.
GUGCACGCGGAGUGACCUUUCCCUUGGGAUUUCUUAAUUUAUUUUUUCAGGGGAAAAAAUAAUCCACAGCUAUGAGUGAAGCACAACAAGAAGCCCGCUCUUACCUGAGCGAGGAGAUGAUUGCCGAGUUCAAGGCGGCCUUCGACAUGUUCGACACCGAUGGCGGCGGCGACAUCAGCACCAAGGAGUUGGGUACCGUCAUGAGGAUGCUGGGUCAGAACCCCACCAGAGAGGAGCUGGAUGAAAUCAUCGAGGAGGUUGAUGAAGACGGCAGUGGCACCAUUGACUUUGAGGAGUUCCUGGUCAUGAUGGUCAGACAGCUAAAGGAAGACCAGGCUGGCAAGAGUGAAGAAGAGUUGGCAGAAUGCUUCCGUGUGUUUGACAAGAAUGCUGAUGGCUACAUUGACAGAGAGGAGUUUGCCUUGAUCAUCCGCAGCACCGGGGAGAGUGUCACAGAGGAAGAAAUUGAUGAGCUCCUGAAGGAUGGAGACAAGAACGCAGACGGCAUGCUGGACUUUGACGAAUUUCUGAAGAUGAUGGAAAAUGUGCAGUAAAACAAAGACUGCAGGACUGUAUUCUUACUCCUUAUGACCCCUCCUGACCCACUCACCUCUUGUCUCUUGUUCUCCUCUUGCUCCAUUGGUGAUCCCCACAUCCUGACUCUUAGACAGCCAAAAAGACACCUGGCACAGGCCAACAAAGACUUCUUGAUGCUUCUUUGUUAAAAAACAUACAAGGUCCGCUGGCUGGUCAGUGGUUGCGCCCCAAGACCUGAAAAGCCAAACUGAGUGGAGGAGUUUACUGGAUGGCCACAAGAGGGCGCAGAUUGAAAGUAUAAAUGUAGAGUCGAUUUAUAUGUCUGGGCCCGUGCACCUCAAUGAAAUUUUAUCUUGAUCAAAAAUACUGUAUAACGUUUUAGACCAAUGAAAACACUCUCUUCUUCCUUACCAGUGACUACACACCAAUGCAAUCCACAAAAUAAAAGAAUAUUUAAAAAAUGAAGUUCAUGUUCACUUGGUUUGACAUUGUAAAGGCCUACAUAUUUUUUGAGGAAUGUCAUUAAAAUUAUUUUUUCUGUUUUUACAUAUUUUUUACCCCAAGGCAAUGUCUUUUUUAAAUGUUGUUUUUCUUGUUGAAGUUAUACUGAACUGUAAUUUACACUAUUUAUAAUUUCUCAUUGUUUUCUCCAUGAAAACCCCUAAAAGUAUUGCUGGAAGGUGGAAUUCUGGUAAGACUCAUGCAUAGUG